AUGCAAGGUGAUGCCCUUGGAUGGUAUCAAUGGAUGUUUCACAACCUUCUAUUGUCGACAUGGGAUGCUUUCAUUAAGGAUUUGGAGGUCCGUUUUGGUCCCUCUGCUUAUGACAAUCAUCAACAAGCAUUGUUUAAACUCAAACAAACAACAACAGUGACAGAUUAUCAAAGAGAAUUUGAACGCCUCUGCAACAGGGUAAACGGUCUUUCACCUACUGCUAUAAUUGAUUGUUUUGUUUCUGGUUUGAAAAAUCAUAUUCAAAAUGAGUUAGCUAUCCACCAACCCACCAGCAUAUCGCAAGCUAUUGGCUUGGCGAAACUAAUUGAAUCAAAAACACUUGCUUCCCGACCUUACCAAACUAACCCCUCUAAGUUUUCUAAAUAA
Messenger RNA from Lathyrus oleraceus (garden pea), 387 nucleotides. RefSeq lists its product as uncharacterized. Lineage: Eukaryota; Viridiplantae; Streptophyta; Magnoliopsida; Fabales; Fabaceae. The transcript has a single exon. The record is from RefSeq and is a predicted model, not a curated record. Bases 1 to 387 code for a protein of 128 amino acids.